Messenger RNA from Fukomys damarensis (Damara mole-rat), 3717 nucleotides. RefSeq names its product meiosis regulator for oocyte development (gene Mios). Bases 451 to 3078 code for a protein of 875 amino acids. Gene Ontology annotation, cellular component: cytoplasm. Gene Ontology annotation, biological process: positive regulation of TORC1 signaling; cellular response to amino acid starvation. The record is from RefSeq and is a predicted model, not a curated record. The transcript is spliced from 12 exons. NCBI's taxonomy places the organism in Eukaryota, Metazoa, Chordata, Mammalia, Rodentia, Bathyergidae. Gene Ontology annotation, molecular function: protein binding.
GCCCGCGUGUCACCCGGGGCUCAGCCCGGCGUUUCGGCCGAGCAGUCGCGCUGAGGUUCCGGGUGUCCCCGAGAGCAGCUUCCCCUCCUCUGGGGCCCGGCGAAGCGCUUCCUAAAGGGCUCCCACCGGGUGAGCUCUGUUCUCUAGAGUCCAGUAAUGAAAAAUCUAAAAAGGAUGAAUAAGACCUCUUUGCAGCAGGCCUUUUGCAUAACUAUUUCUAGGCAAAUUGUAUUUUUGCAGUGCAUCUUGUUGAAGAUGGCAAUGCAGGAAUGUUGCUGAAACUGCUGUCGUUGUACACUAAUUUGUCAUGCACUGUUAAAGAGAUGUUUUGGUGAUGAACAAAGACUCAACACGGCUUUCCUAUGCUGAGAAGCCAUUGAGGGGAAGUGAACACUUGUUAAAACUUGAAGUGAAUGGAACUGACUGGUCUAUUUCAUCACAUCAAUAAACAUGAGCGGUACCAAACCUGAUAUUUUGUGGGCACCGCACCAGGUUGAUAGAUUUGUUGUGUGUGACUCAGAACUGAGCCUUUAUCAUGUGGAAUCUACUGUGAAUUCAGAACUCAAAGCUGGAUCUUUACGUUUAUCUGAAGACUCUGCAGCUACAUUACUGUCAAUAAACUCAGAUACACCCUAUAUGAAAUGUGUUGCAUGGUAUCUCAAUUACGAUCCUGAAUGUCUCCUAGCAGUUGGACAAGCAAACGGUCGAGUUGUACUUACAAGUCUUGGUCAAGAUCAUAACUCAAAGUUGAAAGAUUUAAUAGGAAAAGAAUUUGUCCCAAAACAUGCACGACAAUGCAAUACCCUUGCAUGGAAUCCAUUGGAUAGUAACUGGCUUGCUGCUGGUCUAGAUAAACACAGAGCUGAUUUUUCAGUGCUAAUAUGGGAUAUCUGUAGCAAAUAUACUCCUGAUAUUGUUCCCAUGGAAAAAGUGAGACUCUCAGCAGGUGAAACUGAAACAACAUUAUUAGUAACAAAACCAUUAUAUGAAUUAGGGCAGAACGAUGCUUGUCUCUCUCUUUGUUGGCUUCCACGAGACCAGAAACUUCUCCUUGCUGGUAUGCAUCGUAACCUAGCCAUAUUUGAUCUUCGAAAUACAAGCCAGAAGAUGUUUGUAAACACAAAGGCUGUUCAGGGGGUGACAGUAGAUCCAUAUUUUCACGAUCGUGUUGCUUCCUUCUAUGAAGGUCAGGUUGCAAUAUGGGAUCUUAGAAAAUUUGAAAAGCCAGUUUUGACUUUGACUGAGCAACCAAAACCCUUAACAAAGGUAGCAUGGUGUCCAACUAGGACUGGUUUGCUCGCAACUUUGACAAGGGAUAGCAAUAUUAUUAGGUUGUAUGAUAUGCAGCACACACCCACUCCCAUCGGGGAUGAAACUGAACCCACAAUAAUUGAAAGAAGUGUGCAGCCUUGUGACAAUUACAUUGCUUCCUUUGCAUGGCACCCAACAAGUCAAAAUCGAAUGAUAGUUGUGACUCCCAACCGAACAAUGUCUGACUUCACGGUUUUUGAAAGGAUAUCCCUUGCUUGGAGCCCAAUUACAUCUUUGAUGUGGGCUUGUGGUCGUCAUCUGUAUGAAUGUGCGGAAGAAGAAAAUGAUGGUUCUUUAGAAAAAGAUAUAGCUACGAAAAUGCGCCUUCGAGCUUUGUCAAGGUAUGGACUUGAUACAGAACAGGUUUGGAGAAACCACAUUUUAGCUGGAAAUGAAGAUCCACAGCUCAAGUCACUCUGGUAUACUCUGCACUUUAUGAAGCAAUAUACAGAAGAUAUGGAUCAGAAAUCUCCAGGCAACAAAGGAUCAUUGGUUUAUGCAGGAAUUAAAUCAAUUGUAACAUCAUCUUUGGGAAUGGUGGAAAGCAGCAGACAUAAUUGGACUGGGUUGGAUAAGCAGACUGAUAUUCAGAAUUUAAAUGAAGAGAGAAUCUUAGCUUUACAGCUUUGUGGGUGGAUAAAUAAAGGAACAGAUAUAGAUGUGGGGCCAUUUUUGAACUCCCUUGUACAAGAAGGAGAAUGGGAGAGAGCUGCUGCUGUGGCACUGUUCAACUUGGAUAUUCGACGAGCUAUCCAAAUCCUGAAUGAAGGGGCAUCUUCAGAAAAAGGAGAUCUGAAUCUCAAUGUGGUAGCGAUGGCUUUGUCAGGUUAUACAGAUGAGAAGAACUCCCUUUGGAGAGAAAUGUGCAGCACUCUACGAUUACAACUAAAUAACCCGUAUCUGUGUGUCAUGUUUGCAUUUCUGACAAGUGAAACGGGAUCUUAUGAUGGUGUUUUGUAUGAAAACAAAGUUGCAGUACGUGACAGAGUGGCAUUUGCUUGUAAAUUCCUUACUGACAAUCAGUUAAAUAGAUACAUCGAGAAAUUGACCAAUGAAAUGAAAGAAGCAGGAAAUCUGGAAGGAAUUUUGCUUACAGGCCUUACUAAAGAUGGAGUGGACUUAAUGGAGAGUUAUGUUGAUAGAACUGGAGAUGUCCAGACAGCAAGUUACUGCAUGUUACAGGGCUCUCCUCUAGAUGUUCUAAAAGAUGAAAGAGUUCAGUACUGGAUUGAGAAUUAUAGAAAUUUAUUAGAUGCGUGGAGGUUUUGGCACAAACGAGCUGAAUUUGAUAUUCACCGGAGUAAGUUGGAUCCCAGUUCCAAGCCAUUAGCACAGGUAUUUGUGAGUUGUAAUUUCUGUGGCAAGUCCAUCUCCUACAGCUGUUCUUCUGUGCCUCAUCAGGGCAGAGGAUUUAGUCAGUAUGGUGUGAGCGGCUCCCCGACAAAGUCUAAAGUCACAAGCUGUCCUGGCUGUCGAAAACCCCUUCCUCGAUGUGCUCUUUGCCUCAUCAAUAUGGGAACACCUGUUUCCAGCUGUCCUGGAGGAUCAAAAUCAGAUGAAAAAGUCGACUUAAGCAAGGACAAAAAAUUAGCUCAGUUUAACAACUGGUUUACAUGGUGUCACAAUUGUAGGCAUGGUGGACAUGCUGGACACAUGCUUAGUUGGUUCAGGGACCAUGCAGAGUGUCCUGUAUCUGCAUGCACAUGUAAAUGUAUGCAGUUGGAUACAACUGGGAAUUUGGUACCUGCAGAGACUGUUCAGCCAUAAAAUGUUAAAGAGAAACCUGCAAGUGUGGAACGUUCUAAUAGAUGUCCUUCAUAGCUGAAAAACAUACCUCAGAACUAGGCACUCAUGACUUUCCUAUAAUGAGAAAAUAAAUCAUUCUAUCAGAUUGGCCAUUUGAUGUUUGAGUGAGUUUGAUGUGCUUCACAGAGACAAAUGAACUGAAAUGAACAUCAGAGUGUGAGUAUACGCUUUGUUCAUUAGGUUGAAAAUCUUCAUGUUGGGAACACUUUUAAGGUACUGUUAAAAUUACAAACACUAUACAUAGUUUCUGGAAUAACAAAGAAGAGACCUUGAACCUGUAUCUUCAAAGCCAAAAUUGGAUAUCUUUCAAUAAAAUCUUCCACUUUUAAAAUAAAAUGACAAAUUGAGUACUUAAGCUUAACCAUAUUUAGAUUCUUUUCAGAUAAAAUUAUGGAUAUUUACUUUUAAAAUUCUACCCCACACUGGAGAAAUAAAAUUUGUCAAUAUAUAUUUGAUAAUAUGCAUUUUAAGAAGACUUUUCCCUCAUCCAGUUUCAUUUAAAUAUAAGAAAUUUUUGGUGUAGACUAUUACUGUCUUGCUCAAAACCCAAAAAUAAGAAUAUAUCUUACAGGAUGGGGGAUUUAGCUCAGUGGUUCUGCU